AUGGACAUCUAUGAUGACCGGCAUCGCGCAUUUCUGCAGGCCUUCAUGGCUCGGUCAACCAUGACAUUCGAAGAGUCGCAGCCGGUGCUAGCAGCAAUAAUCUCGGCUCACGAAAGUCGCGAUAUUGCCCCGGAAGAUGUCACGCAAUCCACAUUGAACGACUUUGUCGAUACGGUCAACGGCGCCAUUUCUACCUUCGACCUAGAAAUCAGAACGUCCCGACGACAGGAUCCCAAAGACAGCGCGGAUGACUCAACUACGCCCCCGAUUCUGAUCUACGCCCUAGUUAACACGACCAGCGACGCCCUCACCCAGCUCGCGACGACCUACUCUGCCGACGAGAUCGCAUUCGUCAAAAGAGUGCUUGACUACAUGUUUGAAGAGAACAACACUCGGCGAUCUGAGGGCAUGAUCAUUUCCUCGAUGCAGGCCAUGCGCCUGUCUAAAGCAGGCAGUGACCGAAGACGAUCUACAAACGUGGCCACACAGCAGACUGAGAGCGGCAAUGCUCAGAACUUGACCAUGCAGCAGGCCCAGGAGGUGAUGAAGUCUUUGACACAGGAAGGGUGGUUGGAGCAGAGCAGGAAAGGCAACUACAGUCUCAGUCCACGGGCACUGAUGGAGCUGCGCACUUGGCUGGUUUCAGAGUACAAUUACGAGGAUAUGAAUGGGCAGAUGCAGAACCGGAUCAAGUUUUGCGCUGCUUGCAAGGAUAUCAUCACAGUGGGACAACGAUGCGAUGACCGAAAUUGCCCGGGCCGACUGCAUGACCACUGCGUGCGCAACUUCUUCCGCAUGCAACAAGCUGAGACGUGUCCUGUCUGCCAGAAGGGCUGGUCUGGGAACAACUACGUGGGCGAGAGAGCUGUUGUUGAGGCCGCCCGUCCUCGACACAGCAGACUCUCUCAGGCUCAAACCGUGGUCGCCUCUCCCACGCCAACGAGCGAGGCGGGAGAUCCUAAGCUAAGCGAUGAAGAAGAAGGAUGA
This is a messenger RNA of Penicillium diatomitis, 987 nucleotides long. RefSeq names its product non-structural maintenance of chromosomes element 1 family protein. The record is from RefSeq and is a predicted model, not a curated record. The coding region runs from base 1 to 987 and encodes 328 amino acids. Gene Ontology annotation, cellular component: nucleus; Smc5-Smc6 complex. Gene Ontology annotation, biological process: double-strand break repair via homologous recombination; DNA damage tolerance. NCBI's taxonomy places the organism in Eukaryota, Fungi, Ascomycota, Eurotiomycetes, Eurotiales, Aspergillaceae. Gene Ontology annotation, molecular function: ubiquitin-protein transferase activity. The transcript has 3 exons.